AUCUCUUGUAAUGGCAAUGGCAGAUAAACGUCGGCUGCAAAAUGAAUAGUGAUUAGUGAAACUAAGUUGAAAAGUGACAUGUCAAUCUCAUUUUGUAGUAAAAAAUGAUGAAAUUUUAACCACAAAAAAUUAAUUUAUUGCUUGAUUAUCAUCAGAUUCCAAAAAUGUUUUAUGAUUAUUCUAUAUGGCAGAAUGGCACACAUAUCAAAGCCUUCAAUCUUGAUAUGUAAAUGCUUUUAAUACGAAAUUUUAAAUUAGCAUGUGAAUUCUCGUGUAAUUAGAUUGUGUCGGUUGUAUUGCCAGUAAACAGAUUUAGUUCUGGAAAAGAUGUUUAAAAUAUCAAGAAUCCUCUCGAGAUCUUCAAUUCGUUCAAGUUUGAAAAUACCCUGCAGCUCCUGUAGCUCUAGUAUAAACCAACCUACUAGUGCAAGUGCAACGCAACCAAUCGCCGGCCUAAGCAAUGACUCUAGAGAAUUAUAUGGUCAACCAACUAGCAGUACACAUCCUCAUCUCAUGGUUGAGAAUGAGCUCGUUCCAGGAAUCACGAAGGACGAGUUUUUGGAAAGACGACACAAGUUCAUGAAAAAUUUGAUUGAAUCAUCGGCACCUGGGCUCAAUCACAUUGUCGUUAUACCUUCAGCCAGCAAAGUGUACAUGACUGAAAAAAUACCCUACGUUUUCCGUCAAAAUAGCGACUUUCUGUACUUAACUGGAUGUCAAGAACCUGACAGUGCAAUGGUCAUGGUUGGACGAGAUGCCGACAAAUUCAUAUCAACAAUGUUCGUGAGGAAACGAGAUGCGCAUUCCGAACUGUGGGAUGGACCAAGAACAGGUGUUGAGAGGGCCCCUGAAUUCUUUGGGAUCGAACAAGCUUUGCCUUUUACUGAACUGAAAGCAUUUCUCAAAAUGCUUAUGAAAGAGCAGAAAAAUGCCAAACUGUGGUUCGACUACUCCAAUAAAAUUCAUCCGGAAGUUUCUAGUAUUAUGAGCAGGUUCUCUGAUGAAAAAGAACAUCAGGGGGAGCGGGAGUCACCACGUGCGCACAUCCACCAGAUGCGGCUGGUGAAGUCGCCGGCCGAACAGGGGCUGAUGCAACGAGCCUGUCAGAUCGCGAGCGAAGCGAUCGUUGCCGGCAUGGCGGCCACGGGGCGCGUGGCCUUGACCGAACAUCAGCUGUUCGCCACACUCGACUAUGAGUGCCGCAUGCGUGGCGCCGAGUGGCUCGCCUAUCCGCCAGUCGUCGCCACCGGCAACAAUGCCACCAUAAUACACUACAUCAACAACACCCAGCACAUGAGGCAUGGCCAGCUGGUGCUUGUCGAUUCAGGUUGUGAAUACCACGGCUAUGCUAGUGACAUAACCAGGACGUGGCCGGUGAAUGGGAAGUUCAGUUCAGCGCAAACAGUGCUGUACGAGUUGGUGCUUGAGUUGCAGCUGGAAGUGAUCGAUUUGUGCCGCGAUAUGCCGUCUCUCGACAAUCUCUUCCAAUACAUGUGUCGAUCACUGGGCAAAAAGUUGAAAGAAGCUGGUGUCUUGUCAUCUACGAUACCAUCUGAAAAUCUUGCAAAGUGUGUUUUCCAGAUGGCUUUCGAGUUUUGCCCACAUCAUGUCAGCCAUUACCUUGGCAUGGAUAUACAUGACACCGCAACAAUAAAAAGGAGCAUCAACUUAAAACCUGGAAUGGUGGUCACUGUGGAACCAGGCGUUUACAUAAAUCAGAACAAUACAGAUGCUAGACCUGAAUUCCGUGGAUGUGGGAUCAGGAUUGAAGAUGACAUUCUUGUGACUGAGGGAGGCCCCAUUGUACUGUCUGAAUCUUGUCCUAAAGAGAUCGCGGAAAUUGAAAAAAUUAUGUCUUCCAAAAGUACAAUAGAAAGUAGUUAAGAUUAUUUUGUUAUAUCUCAAAUUAUACACAUGUUUUUAUACAUAAUAAAUAAACCUCUUCACAUUUUCA
This is a messenger RNA of Nilaparvata lugens (brown planthopper), 1954 nucleotides long. Its product is annotated as xaa-Pro aminopeptidase 3. Gene Ontology annotation, molecular function: manganese ion binding; metalloaminopeptidase activity. Gene Ontology annotation, cellular component: mitochondrion. Lineage: Eukaryota; Metazoa; Arthropoda; Insecta; Hemiptera; Delphacidae. The transcript is spliced from 8 exons. The coding region runs from base 328 to 1884 and encodes 518 amino acids. The record is from RefSeq and is a predicted model, not a curated record.